This is a messenger RNA of Tribolium madens (black flour beetle), 13060 nucleotides long. RefSeq names its product E3 ubiquitin-protein ligase HUWE1 (gene HUWE1). Gene Ontology annotation, cellular component: nucleus. The coding region runs from base 365 to 12607 and encodes 4080 amino acids. The record is from RefSeq and is a predicted model, not a curated record. The transcript has 21 exons. Gene Ontology annotation, biological process: positive regulation of protein catabolic process; protein polyubiquitination; proteasome-mediated ubiquitin-dependent protein catabolic process. Lineage: Eukaryota; Metazoa; Arthropoda; Insecta; Coleoptera; Tenebrionidae. Gene Ontology annotation, molecular function: ubiquitin-protein transferase activity; protein binding.
UGACAUUCGAGCACCUUUAUUUUGUCGAUUGGACUGUAUUUUGUUGAAAAUCUUGUUAAAAUAGAGUGAUUUGAAAUUGAAUUUUAGUAGGUUUUUGCGUAAUAGUGAUGACCAAGUGGCAUAAAAGGAUUAAAAUUUUGUGUUGAGUGAUAAUCGUUUGGAAGUUCGUUGUUGGAACGGUUCAGUGAAACUUGGGGGACAUUAGUGACGGAAAUCACCAAGUUUGUGGUGCGGUCAUCCAGCAAAAGCAAUAUAAACAAAGAGGUGAAGGCUCAUAUAUUAAUGGUUUUCCGUACACAAGCCCAAAUUUAAGCAUUCUGAAAGCUCAACUUGGUGUAAUGCUCCUGUCUUAACAUAUGGCACAAUGAAAAUAGACAGGUCACGGGUGCGGAAAAGCACUUCUGAUGUUCCUAUCGAGUGCCAACAGCUUAUUGAGAGGCUCCAGGCAUGUUCCCGAACAGAACUCCUUGAAGAACUGUCCAAAAUCAACACCUGGACAUUUGGGAAAUGCGAGCUUCUUCACUGGGCCUUAGUUCUUGACGUUUUCGAUAAAAUAUUAGGAGAAGCGGGACGAAAAUCCUUUGAAAAUAAGUGGGCUCUGAAAUGUGAUACUCAUUACAAUAGCACAGAAAAGAAAUUGUUACUAUGGAUCUUACACUUUACUACCCUUUUGAUAGAACAUUCGUUUUCUCGACAUCUGUACAAUUCGUUGGAACACUUGUUGGUACUUCUGGAGUCAAACGACAUGUCAGUAGUUCUAGGCGUUCUAAACCUAUUGUACAUGUUCUCCAAACGUAGCAAUUUUAUUUCACGGUUAUCACCUGAAAAGAAAAAUUCUUUAUUGUCGCGGCUCCAUCAUUUGGCAGAGAAUUGGGGCGGAAAGGAGAACGGUUUUGGUCUUGCUGACUGUUGCAGAGCAGAUGAAACCUUACCUUUCUCCGCAACCACCGUGCAUGUAGAGUUUCAUAGGGAAUGUGAAGACUCAAAGGAUGCCUCAUCGAAAAAUAGCAAAAAUUCUCCACAUAUUAUUCAUAUUGAACAUGUAGACAAAAUUCAUAGAACUCCUGCCGAAAUUAUGAAAUCGUUACUGGGAAUGUAUUAUGUGCCUCCUGAUAAACAAAUGUGGUUGUUCACGCGUGUGCGCUUGGCUUACCACUUCGCCGAUUACAAUAACCGUCUUCUGUGUGUGCAAGCAAGACUGCAGGCUCUUUCUGUGCUUGUUUACUCUAAUGCGAUUCAAGAUUCUCCUCAUAAUCUACUCUACAAUGGCCUUCUUGAAGAAUUGGUAGAGUUAGUUGAAAUGAAGGACCCUCAUUUGGUUGAAAUUCGCUCCGCGGCCCUUAGGACACUAACAGCUAUCAUACAUUUAGAUAGAAAUCCUCAUAUUCCAAAAAAACCCGGUUCUAGACUUAAUAAUAUUAUUGACGUCACAGGUGCUAGUCAGUACCAUGGAUUUUUGCCUCUCUUAGUUAGGAAUUGUAUUAUAACUCUUACAAAUCAAAACAGUGAGAAUCAAAGUAAAAAAGACGACCCUGAUAAAGCAGACAUUGAUAUUGAUUGUGAGGAAGCAAAAAUGAUGGAAAACAGUGAUGUUACAAUGAGCCCACAACAAGUUCUUGAUUAUAAUGCUAAAUUCCCUUUGUCUUUAGCAACUGCUCUGUUUUCAUUUUUGUACCAUUUAGCAAGUUAUGAAGCAGGAGGCGAAGCUUUAGUUUCUUGCGGAAUGAUGGAAUCGCUUUUACAAGUCAUCAACUGGCAUGGAGUCGAAUUAGAACAUAUUACUUUUGUUACUCGAGCCGUUAGGGUCAUUGACCUUAUUACCAACAUCGACAUGCAAGCUUUCCAAACUCAUGGAGGUCUGCAGAGCUUCAUUAACAGGCUUGAUGUCGAGGUAAAAUUGUGCAAAGCCGAGCAACUCUACGAAAUAAAAUCUACAGCGACUGAUCAAACUUUUCUCGAGGAAAGCGCAGCAGGUUCCUCUACGGAAACUCCGGAAAAUUCAAGCGAACCUUCUAAACUAGUCGACCUUGAAUACCACCCUGAAAACGUUGGAAAAACUUGUUUACCCCAAAGAGCAGCUCUGUUAAAAUCGAUGCUUAAUUUUCUGAAGAAAGCAUUACAAGAUUCGACUUUUUCGGAUAAUAUCCGACAUUUAAUGGAAGGAACUUUGCCAAAUUCACUGAAAAAUAUAAUCGCAAAUGCGGAAUAUUACGGCCCUUCAUUGUUCCUCCUAGCCACCGAUGUUGUCACUGUUUAUGUUUACCAAGAACCGUCUCUAUUGUCCGCCCUACAGGAUAAUGGCUUAAUUGAAGUGGUCUUGCAUUCGUUGUUGGUGAAGGAAAUCCCAGCGACUCGUGAAGUUCUAGGAUCACUACCGAAUGUAUUCAGUGCUCUAUGUUUGAACAAUCGAGGCUUGCAACAGUUUAUUAAAAUGAAACCAUUUGAAAAAACCUUUAGUGUUUUACUAUCACCGGAUUACUUACCGGCGAUGAGAAGGAGGCGAAGCUCGGAACCAAUGGCUGAUACUGCUUGUAAUCUAGGUAACGCAAUGGAUGAGUUGAUGCGACAUCAGCCAAGUCUUAAAAGCGACGCAAUUAAAGCAAUUAUUGAUCUUCUCGAGGAGUUAGUCAACUUAGGAACAGAUCCGAAGUAUAUUUGCUGGAAACCACACAGCAAGUCCGAAGUGUCCCCCUCUAGUAGUACACGAUCCGCAACCAACACUGAAGGUUCUUCUGAUGAAGAAGAUGAAGAUGAAGAGGAGGCUUCAACAUCGUCUCAAAACGCCCAAAACGACGCUCAAGUCCAGCAAGAAAACAGUGAACGAACUCCAAUAGCCCUCAUUGACUACAUCCUAAACACAAUGAAAUUUAUUGAUGCAAUUCUUAGUAACAAUUCCACCGACGACCACUGUCGUGAAUUCGUCCAACAAGGCGGUCUUCGCCCACUUUUGAAAAUUCUUGGUUUACCAAACUUACCAGUAAACUGUCCUGUUACUAAUCCAGCUCAAGCUGUUGCAACUGUAUGCAAAAGCAUUCUAAAUCUUGCACAUGAAACGAAUUUAUUCAAAGAGGGUUUAGCUCAACUGAGUGAAGUUCUUGAAGUAUUGAAACCAAUGUAUACGAAAUUGGAUGUUCCAAGUGGACCCAAACUGUUACUUGAACUAGCCGGAGCCUCAAAUGUUGAAAACGCGUUUAAUAACGCUAGCGUAACGCCAUUGUUGCAUGCAAUGGGCGCGGCACAUGGAUACAUUAUCAUGUUGGUGCAUGUUUGUCGGACAGGUCAAAGCGAAAUCCGGAAUUUGUCACUCCAGAAUUGGGGAUCGGAAGAAGGACUUAGGGUCAUUAAAGGACUAGCAGACUUGUACACUUCUCUGGUAUGGGAAAGUACCCUCUUGUUGGCGUAUUGUAGUGAAGAAUUUAUUCCAUCGGAUUUUACAAGAGAGGAUAUCGAGAAAUUGAACGCUUUCUUUGACAAGUGUGAAAGUAGCAACACGGGAAGUGACAGCACCGUCAACGUAGCUUCAGCAAUGGAAGCUUUGACUACCAAUCCACCCACGAUCUCCAUGGACGUGGACCAGGAAGCAGUAACACUCAAUUUAAGCACAAGUUUGAAGUACAUUAAACCGUUACUUGGCGCUUCUUCAAGACUAGGUCGAGCUUUAGCAGAAUUGUUCGGUCUUCUUGUAAAAUUGUGCGUCGGUUCGCCGAUUCGCCAACGGAGAGGUCAAAACAUCAUUGCUGCACCUCCUUUACCCACACCGUACGCACGCAGUGUUGCCACAGCUCUAAAUGUUUUGUUAGCCGAUGGUUUAGAUUAUGAGAGGCUUCCAGCAUGUCCACUACUCAAAUCAAGGAUCACAUUCUUGAUUUGUAGUGUUGGUUUUACGAGUCCUAUGUUGUUUGAUGAGAAGAGAUAUCCCUAUCAUCUAAUGUUGAAAAAGUUUGUUGCUUUAGGAGGCCAAGCAACUUUCUUCAAUACGUUUCGGUGGGCUUUGAGCGCUGGUGGGACCAUUCCCAUUGAGAAGGCGUUCGAGCAGGGGGCGUUGCCUGAAGGCACUGCGGGCUUUCUGGACGCGUGGUUGAUGUUACUUGAAAAAAUGGUAAACCCGAAAGCGAUUCUUGAGUCUCCUCAUAUAAUAUCAAAUCGGUCAUCGCAAAGUUCCACCUACCGGGGAUAUAAUUUCGAUCCGCUUAAAUACCUAAUCCAGAUUCAUAAGUUAGCAUUUGAGGCUGUUAUGUUGUUGUGGGAUAAAGCUCCAAUUGCCACUUACGGUACUCGCUUAUCCGAGAACAUUCUAACAAUUUUGCGCCAUAUUCUGCGAGGUGAAAAAAUUAUCAAGGAGAAACUGAAAGCAGAGGAGAAUUUGUCUACCGAUCUAAGUCGACCUAAAUCAUCAUCUGGGAAUUCAAGUCGUGAACCUGAAGUAAAUCCUGAGAGUUUAAGACAAUUAAUGGAUAUGGGUUUCUCUCGCGAACAUGUGACUGAUGCUUUACUUAAUACAUUGACAGUUGAACAAGCAACUGAUUAUUUACUGACAAAUCCACCUUCUCUGUACCGUAUUUCUCAAUCGUUCAUGAAUUCAGACGAGGAUGACCAAAUGAUGCAAGCUAUAGCUAUUUCACUCGGAGCAUCAAACAAUUUACCAAGUGCAUCUAAAAAGAGGCAAAUUCAAGAUGAUGGAAAACCAUUAGCUGAAAGUCUAAUUGAUGAAUUUACAAAUCACGCUCUGGAGGCCUGCCUCAAACUACUAGACGCGACUCCUGAAUGCGUUCACAAAAUUUGCGAGUUACUUGUAACUAUAAUGAAACGUAACGGGCGCACGUUCCGUGAUAAUCUUCUCGAUACUUUAGUCAAAGAGAUUUAUGAGAGUGCUAAAACUGUUUGUUACGCCCUAAAACAAGCCGAAGCCGAAUUGCAAGACAUCGCAGAAUUGCCAUGUGCGUCACGUUUAGCAAAUUACAUACACUUGUAUAUUUUAUUCUUUGAGGUUUCGUCCUAUUUUGAAAUGAAAAUUCCAUGUGCUUUGGCUAUACAUAAAAUUGAUUUAAUUAAUCUUCUCAUUAAGUUAAUUUGUAUGGCCGAGAAAGUGAUGAGUCGUUCCGAAAACUUUAUCGAACCAAAAUGGUUAGCAUCUUCAUUUCUUCUAAUCGAUGCUGCUUCGAAAGUUGCAACUUGCACUCAUCGCAAACGAAAUAUGCAUUUGAGCACGACACGGGUCUGGCGUUGGUUCCACUUAGAAACGGGUAAAUGGACGCCUUAUUCAAAUAGCAAUAAUAAGUUAAUUAACGAUGCCUAUUGGAAUGGCGAGCAAAGUGUUAGAGUGAUUUGUGGCCGCAGACGCUAUACUGUAACUUUCUCAAAUAUGCUGCAACUGAACGAUGAAAGCGGUAAUAACCGCCCAAUUUGUAUGACUCUCAUUAAUUCAGGAUUGCCGAGUUGUUCUGAUGUUUUCAUCAUCAAUUUGGAAGAAUCUCUACAAGCGGAACUCACCGAAAAGGAAGACAAGAGAUGUCAAUAUGUACGUAACCUAGACAAAGCGCAAGAAACCAAAAUUGUACGAGCUUGUGUGAAACUUAUGCACAUGUCGAUUGAUAAAGACCUUCUACACUCAAUUUUACAAAUUUGUAUUCGAUUGACUCGUGAUUUUGAAUUGGCUAAAAUUUUUGUUCAGGAAGGAGGCGUCAAGUGUUUACUUAAAAUGAAACAAGUGAGAGAAUUCGCCGGUUUUGGUAUUUUAGCAACGAUUUUAAUCCGACACGCCUUAGAAGAACCCAACACAUUAUCUUAUGCUAUAGAAAAAAUCAUCAGAGCUCGAACACUGUCGACUAUACCACCUUAUUACAAAGAAUUACUGUAUCUUACUAGACAGAUAGGCGGCGCUGUAACUCGUUCACCAGAAAUGUUUUUCGAAGUUGCCAAAAACAUCCUUCGAGUCGACACAGACGUCAGUCGGGAAGAUGUUGAUUCGCGAAUACCGGUUAAAACCGAACCGCCGACUCGAACCCGAGCGCCACCAUUGGAAGAAGUUGUUUCGAAUGAAGUAAUUUGCGACUUGUUGAAUGCUUUGUUAAAACCACUUGAACUUGUCGAUGAAACCCAACCACAAAAUUCACCGCAAAGUGCACCUCAGACUAGUAGUAGCAAACCGACUGAAAGUGUCACUGGCGAUAAUGACGAUUCAGGCCCUGGAACACCAGCAUCUCGGGCUCAGACUGAUGCUAACUCUGAAAAUCGUAGCGAUUCGGAACAGAAGAAGAAAAAAAUGAUGUUACCAAAAUCCGUAAUUUUGAAAAUUUUGGGUGACGCAGUGGUGUCAUACGGACCUGUUGCUAGAAUUAUUACGGAGUAUACAUAUAAGGCUGGAUCUGCCGAAUGUGUUAAAGAAGAUUGCACAGCUUUGGCGUUUAUCUUAGAUAAAAUUCUCCCAGAAACUGAGAAUUUGUCCGAUUCGGAUUGUUCGACAAUGUGUCGUAUGUUGAUUGCGGCAAUCGCAAGUUCGAACCACUCACCUGAAGCUCAGUUUACUCUCGUGAGUGAAGUCCGAGCUGCACUUCUCCGAGGCUUGGUGAUGCCUGAAUCAACCGAAAAACACAGUCAAGUGCAAUUAAUCGCAGGGAUUAUCUCUAUAAUGAUCGAUAAUUGUCCAUCGUCGCAAGCUAGAGUCAAAUCGCAACCACCGACACCUCAAAUGAACAAUAUUGUCCGAUUGAUGAUUCGCAAAUCGCUCUUCAAUGAUCUAGCCCGAGUUCCACAUUUCCUCGACUUGUCAUCACCAAACACACCGUUCACUGUCAAUGCUUGCUUGAAAUCACUUGAAGCCUUAUCAAGAAUUGUCAAUCAACCGGUCCCGGCUAAUGUGCAAAAAAGUCGAAAGAAUCAACAGGCCACUGAUGAGAGUGCUGGCACUCAAAGUGGUACUUCAACCGAAGGGACGAACGCUCAAAGAGAAGUCGUGAUUGAUGAUUCUGUCGUUAUUGAAGAUUCGGAAAAUACCGAACAUGAUAUAGCUGUUGUUACGUCAACUAUUGAAGUCGAAGCGAACGAGAAUGAGAAUGUUUUAGUGCACAUGAUUGAUCAGUUACUUGAGCAAGGGAACGAUAAUAAUCAAAGUUUUAGCGAUGUUGCAUCGUCUAGAAAUCAUACAAUGGAUAUUGAUGAAGAUGGUAAUUUGACUUUUGAACAUGAAAGAGAUGCAACUGAGGAAUUAAUGAGUACUGAUUCGGGUGAAUCAGAUUCGAAUCCGUCUGAUCAAGUCGAAGAUGAAGAAAAUGAUGAUAAUGAAGGAGACGAUGAAAAUAUUGAUGAUGCUGACGAUACAAAUUACGAUGAUGAAGAUGGUAGUGACAGAAGGCGAGCUUCCUACAUGGACCGCAAUGAUGACGUCUUGAUGAUUCAAUACACCAAUCCGGGAUCUGAAAAUGAAGUAGUGACCCGAAUGGUUGCUUAUCCAAUGGGAGACCAUGCCGCCUUCCCCAUGCCCUUAUUCGAUGAAAUUAACAAUAGUAGUGAUCAUACAGGUCCUAUAGUCCAUCCAUUGUUACUAUCUCGUAACACAAGCGAAAAUAACACAAGCACAGCAACACGCACCCAGCGUGUUACUAGGGCUCGCCGUUAUCAAUAUUUGUUCAAUCCACGAAAUCCCAACCCUCCAGUCAUUUUACAAAGACUUUUAGGACCACACGAACCGCAGGUUACUUUAGCUUCAGCUAAUAGUAUUUUGGGUGGUCCUCCUGAAAUGCGUGAAUCUGCAAGAUUGGUAGUAAUGGAUAAUUUCGGUUUAUUACCUUCACAUGAAGAACAAAUUGAUUUUGUUGACCAAUCAUCGGGUUAUCUUCUCGGUCCGAGUUUAGCUGCAACUUUAAAUCAUAUUUCACCGGUUUUACAUUGGUGGAACAUUGAAUCGAAAUGUUUAGACUACGAGUCGGUAUAUGAUGUUACAACGGAAGUGUGCAAUAGAUUGAUACCGAUUUUGAUAAAACAACGAAAUGUUGAAAUUGUCGAGAAAAGGAAAUCGCACGAUACUUUGAGACGAUUUAAAUUCUUCGAGGAUGAUUACAUUAAACCAGCUGAAGAUUCGACUGAACCAAAUGCAACUGAUGGUACUGAUGAAGAUAUAGAUGGCGUACCGUUGGAAACAUCUGAUACGUCAAAUGAUGAUCGUUCAGAUGCUAAUAAUAGAAUGGACUCAUCGCCAUUUAUCGGAUUUGACAAUGGGACGGAACAAGUUAGACGAAACUCACGUCCGAGUAUCAGAUCUGAUACUGUUAGAAAUAACGAAGAAAACAAUGAAAAUGGUGAUCGAAAUGGCAGAUCUAUCAAUCCAUUUGAAAUUCCGACAUUGUCACCAUAUACACCACCUUCACGUUUGACGGAAAUGUUCCCACCAAGUGUGCUACACCCUCCAGACAUAGUCGAACAUGCAGAUCAAGAAAAUAACGAAGAAAGUAAUGAAAAUGGUGAUCGGAACGGCAGAGCUGUCAAUCCAUUUGGAAUUCCGACAUUGUCACCCUACGUACCACCUUCCCGUUUGCCGGAGAUAUUUCCACCAAACAUGCUUCACUCUCCAGACAUAGUCGAACAUGCAGAUCAAGAAAAUAACGAAGAAAAUAAUGAAAGUGGUGACCGAAACGGCAGAUCUGUCAAUCCGUUUGGAAUUCCUACAUUGUCACCCUACACACCACCUCCACGUUUUACAGAAAUGUUUCCACCGAGCGUACUUCAUCCUCCAGACAUAGUCGAACAUGCAGAUCAAGAAAAUAACGAAGAAAAUUCAACACGUGACAAUGAAGACGAAAACUUUUGUUGUAACCGAAACCGACCGCCUUGCGGUUCCGUUGGUGAUAUAUUUGAAGACAGUCUUAGUCAACAAAUCAAUUCACUCUCAAAUUCCGAACGCCAUCCGAUACCAACCGAAGAAACUCCAACAACAAAUUCAAUUCAAGAAUCUGAAGAGAUUCUGGGAUCGUCUUUAAACGCAAUACCUCAACAACAAGCGAUUACUAUUAACAAUAGUGAGCCUGGACCGAGUUCAGACCAAUCUGAAGAAAUACCAGACGGUGUUGACCCUUCGUUUUUGGAAGCUCUUCCUCCAGAUAUGCGUCAAGAAGUGUUGGAACAACAUCGGAUUUUGCGACUUCAGCAACGUAUCGCCGCACGGGCCGAAAAUACCGAAACUGCAGCUGGAGCCACAACGGAAGUUAGUCCUGAAUUUUUGGCAGCUUUGCCUCCCUCACUCCAAGAGGAGGUUCUAUCGCAACAAAGACUCGAACAGCAGAGACAAGCCGCAGCACAAGCGAAUCCGAAUGAACCGGUUGAUGCUGGUGCGUUCUUUGAGACUUUGCAACCGUCAUUGCGGACGAUGAUCUUGUCCGACAUGGAGGAUUCACAAAUGAGUGCUUUGCCACCAGAUCUGGCGGCCGAAGCGCAGACUUUGCGCCGUGAUUGGGAAGCGAGAAAUCGCCAAUUGGUACAAGAGAGGAUUUUGCAGAGUAAUUUAACGAGUAUUAUACGACACUCGGCGAGGGCUAGACAACAGCCCUUACAUCAUUCAUCGGGACAUUUUCAUCGAGCGCAAUGGACGCACUGGAAUAGAGAGUUUAUGAAUAAUUCGUCUACACCAACUCCGCCUUUGAAAAUCCGAGGGAGACAAUUAUUGGAUCAUGAGGGACUUUCGUGUCUUCUGGUACUGCUGUUUACGGAUGAUCCACAUCUAGGCAAAUUGAGACUGCAUCGAGUUAUCAGGAAUUUGUGUUAUCACGCACCGACACGUGAAUGGAUUGUUAACGCACUUCUGUCGAUUAUUGAUAAGAGUGUCCAUGUUAAACCCGAUGAGAGUUUAAAUAAACCGACAAGAAAAAUGCCAAAACCUGGUCCUUUGUCUAGUAAACUGAUGACCGAUUCGAAAUUGCUGCAAAACAAUGGAAACUGGUUAAACAUUCGAAUGGAAGCAGCACUUGGUUGUUCCGCAAAUGUUUUUAUCAUUAAUAGAUCUAACACUGGUAAAAGAAGCGAUAGAUCGGCUUCUUCAAGCAUCAGUAUCCACCCUCAGGCUGCUCCAAUUGUCUGUAGAAAUGCCCUUGAUUUAUUCACUUCGUUAGCUAAAGCUUUCCCUUCAUGCUUGCUCCCCAUCAAGUGUAUUCGAGAUGACCGAGAAGAUAAAAACAACUUGUCACCAGUUCGAGUAAAAUCGGAAUCGUUCGGUGAUUUUUGGGAGAUUUUGCUUCGAUUGGAUUCUGCGAGUACAAAGAAAGGAAAGAGUAUUCCUAAGAGUAGUAACAGUAAUACUGCGGUUGAACCCGAUAACAAAGUUGUUACUUUUGAACAGUCGGUAUUUGGUCAGUUACUAAAUAUGUUGUCUUCACCGGUUGUGAAUAGAAAUACGCAGCUCACAGAUAAUUUAUUGAGGUUACUAUCUGUGAUAACUUCAGGUAUGCCAGAAUUAGCUAAACCUCCUAGCGUUCCAAUCAAGGCUUCGAAAAAUAAACUUCAAAAAGUUGAAAAUAUUACACCUACAAAUGCACUACAUCUUGCUGUUAACGUAAUCACUUACAAAAAUUGUUCCGAAGAAGGGCUCGAAUUUAUUACUAAUUUGCUUCUAAAUCUAGCGAGUUCUACACUUGAAAUGAGCUAUAUGAUCUUAAAUUUGUUGUUAAGUGGCGCUGUGCGCAUCGGAGAAAUAGUGCGUGAACAAAUCAACAACAUGUUAAUUGAGUUGAAAGAAUACAAUGCCCAGAAACGCAAAGUUACAAAUAACGAUGACCUUGGUCCUUCAACGUCAAAAGGAACAAUUGCAGACAGGUUUACCAAAGAAACUGUGAUUAUCACCGCAUCUACCAAACUAAAGGCUUCAUGCGAGCUCCAAUUACCUUCCAUGGUGCCUUUAACUUCAAAAUCUUCAAGUCAACUAUUUUUCUUGAGAGUAUUACGCGUCAUUGUACAAAUACGCAACUCCUUCAAACAAAACGUAAAAAGAGCUGACGCUUUAUGGUGUUACGACAUACCUGCCUUAAGCGAACAACUAAGCAGCAUUGAUAGUCUUUGGGAAACAUUAAGCCAGUGCCUUUCCGAAUUGGAGCAUACUCCAGAUCAUCAUGCCGUCCUUGUAUUGCAGCCCGCUGUGGAGGCUUUCUUCCUCGUUCAUUCCCCCCAGCAGGGUCCAUCAAAGAAGGAGCAAGACACAGAGCCAAGUUCCUCCCAACCCCCCGAAAGUCGUAUAACUACAUCUACCGCCGAGUCCGGCGAUCUGCCAUCGACACCUUCAACUGAAAAUAAGUUCGCUAAUCCAGAAAUCGAACUGCAUACGGCUGAGAAUACCCCAAAAACCGUACCUCCCGAACAACAGAAGUUUCUCAGUUUCGCUGAGAAACACCGACGAGUUUUGAACCAGAUACUGAGACAAAGUACUUCGCAUUUGGCCGAUGGACCAUUCGCUGUGUUGGUGGAUCACACACGAAUUCUUGAUUUUGAUAUCAAAAGGAGGUAUUUCCGAUCGGAGUUGGAGAGGAUGGAUCAAGGUAUACGAAGAGAAGAGACGGCAGUUCAUGUGCGUAGAAGUAAUAUUUUCGAAGAUUCGUUCAGGGAAUUAUACAGACGGACACCUGAAGAGUGGAAAAAUCGAUUCUAUAUUGUUUUUGAAGACGAAGAGGGGCAAGAUGCUGGUGGUUUGUUAAGAGAGUGGUACGUGAUUAUAUCACGUGAUAUUUUUAAUCCAAUGUAUGCCUUGUUUACUGUUUCACCUGGUGAUAGAGUCACUUAUAUGAUUAAUUCAGCUAGCCAUUACAAUCCUAAUCAUCUUUGCUAUUAUAAGUUUGUUGGGAGAGUUAUCGCUAAAGCUAUCUAUGACAAUAAACUACUUGAAUGUUAUUUUACACGAUCAUUUUACAAGCACAUUUUGGGUAUUCCGGUGAAGUACACAGACAUGGAAAGUGAAGAUUACAGUUUUUAUAGAGGAUUAGUCUAUUUAAUGGAAAACAAUAUUAAUAACUUAGGACUUGACUUAACAUUUAGCACUGAAAUUAACGAGUUUGGAGUUACUGAAACUAGAGAUUUAAUUGUUAAUGGACGACAUGUCCCAGUCACUGAAGAGACGAAAAUGGAAUAUAUACGACUCUCGUGUCAGAUGAAAAUGACAGGAGCAAUCAAACAACAACUGAACGCAUUCUUGGACGGAUUCUAUGACAUUAUUCCUAUGCGCCUAAUUUCUAUAUUUAAUGAACAAGAACUUGAAUUGCUUAUUUCAGGAUUACCAAAUGUAGAUAUAGACGAUUUGAAAACCAACACUGAGUAUCAUAAAUACCAAGCAAAUUCACUUCAGAUUCAAUGGUUCUGGCGCGCGUUGAGGUCCUUUGAUCAAGCAGAUCGGGCGAAGUUCCUCCAGUUUGUGACCGGGACGUCAAAGGUUCCAUUACAAGGAUUUGCAGCACUUGAGGGAAUGAACGGUGUACAAAAGUUCCAAAUUCAUAGGGACGAUCGUUCAACUGACAGGUUACCAUCAGCACAUACUUGCUUCAAUCAACUGGAUCUUCCCGUGUACGAAACUUAUGACAAGUUGCGCUCGUACCUGUUGAAGGCUAUUCAUGAGUGUUCUGAAGGCUUCGGCUUUGCUUGAAUAAUUAUUUAUAUUUAAGACUGAUAAAAGUGUUAAUUUUUGUUAAUAUCAAAGUAGGUAGUCACUAUGUAAAUAAAGAUAUAUCUACUACUGUACAAAAGGAACUCAUUGUAAUAUAAUAAAAAAAAAUGUUUUCAUUUUGAUAUGAACAGAAGUUGAGUUUUAUGUAUAUGUGUACUUCAAUUCAUUACAAUGUAAAUUUAUGAUUCGAAGUGACAUUGUAUUUUUGUAAAGGGCCUCUGCGGCAAUUGAGCGUGAUAGAAUGAAUUUGAUUUGCAUGUCAGAUUCACUCCUUCUUAUUAAUAUUAUUUUAAGUAUUCAGUUGUUAAUAACUACAUUAGUUUUUUAAAUAUCGUUUAUUUUGUACAAGUUUCGUUUCUGGUUUACUUUUUUUACAUUUUAAAUGUUGUAGUAAUCCAGUUUUCUCAUAUUUAAUAAAUUUUUCUUAACAUC